UUUUGGUUUUUUCCACUCGCUGUCAAAGGAAAAUAUCUGGCCGCAGCAAAAUCGCACCGUGUCUGCGUACGGAAAAAUCGAAAGCAAAAAUGAGCCUAUUCCUGCGUUCCGUGGCGAGAGCUGGUGCUACGCAAUGGAUGCGUGCAUCACUCUCGACGUCAUCGAUCGCGUUCAAGGAUCCGAAGGCACAAAAGGAAGCCCCGAUACUGGACGCAAGCGUUGUUCUCGCCGAUGCAGAGGAGCGUGCCCGUGACCACCUUCCCACGAUCACGGUGCCGACCAAGGUCGAUAUUAGCCCCAUUACUGGCGUGCCGGAGGAGCACGUGAAGGAGCGCCGGGUGCGCAUCUUCAUGCCGGCCAAGAACGCGAUGCAAAGCGGAACGGACAACAUCCACCACUGGAGCAUCGAGUUCGAUAACCGCGAGCGCUGGGAGAACCCACUGAUGGGAUGGUCCUCAACCGGUGAUCCAUUGUCGAACAUGCGCGUCGACUUCACCAGCGCCGACGAGGCGAUCGCCCACUGCGAAAAGAACGGCUGGAGAUGGUUCGUGGACAAGCAGGAGGUGCAGAAGAAGCCGCGCGUCAAGAACUACGGCAUCAACUUUAGCUGGAACAAGCGCACCCGCGUGUCGACCAAGUGAGAAGGUGUUUUAAAGAAGAAGAAGAAGAAGAAGCGUGGACAUCAAACAAACCGGUGCCGUUGUUAGCUAUCGUUGUAAAUAAGAGACACCUCCUUAAAAUUCGUGUCAAUGAACUAACGUGUUUUCUCCAUCCUAGUA
Molecule: messenger RNA, 779 nt
Organism: Anopheles arabiensis
Lineage: Eukaryota; Metazoa; Arthropoda; Insecta; Diptera; Culicidae
Gene: ND-18
Product: NADH dehydrogenase [ubiquinone] iron-sulfur protein 4, mitochondrial
Exons: 4
Coding region: 90-641 (183 amino acids)
Biological process (GO): electron transport chain
Source: RefSeq, a predicted model, not a curated record